Molecule: messenger RNA, 710 nt
Organism: Triticum aestivum (bread wheat)
Lineage: Eukaryota; Viridiplantae; Streptophyta; Magnoliopsida; Poales; Poaceae
Product: protein LITTLE ZIPPER 3-like
Exons: 2
Coding region: 141-395 (84 amino acids)
Source: RefSeq, a predicted model, not a curated record
CAAGUUCUUCCUCACUCGAGCUAUAGCCAGCUAGCCUUCUUCUUCCUCUGCUACUACUGCCAUUGUCUGUCCGUGCCUUCCAGGCCCAAGUACUGCCAUUUCACGGUGCUGCAGGGGGCUAGCUUAGCAGGGCGUGGAGGAUGGAGCGCGCGAACACGGAGCUGUACCUGGAGAACCUGUGCAUCAUGCAGGCGAACGAGCGGCUCCGGCGGACAGCACAGCUGCUGGCCCAGGAGAACGAGCAGCUCCUCGCCGAUCUCAAGCGCAAGCAGCAGCACAUGGCGGCCUCCUCCAAGACGGCGGCCCAGCUGGCCAAGGGCGGCGGGCCGUCCGGCGCUAACGUGGCGUCGGCGCGCGCGGCGCCGUCCAAGUCCGGCAAGCAGCAGCCCCAGUGAUCGCGCCGGAGAUGCGCGCGCGCGUGCAUGCAUGCACUCGUGGAAGCUGUAGUCAUCUUUGCGAAACACUAGCUAGUAGUAGUAUGUAGUGUACGGGAUAGGUCCAUCAGAGCUGGCAUGGAUGGUUUAGUUCUACUUUUGGUUAUGUGUAGCAGCUAGCGCUUUGGCCUUUGGGGGUUAUAUUUGCAUGGCUUUUCUUGUUGCAGUGUGAUGGCCUGAGCCCUGAUGGGUACGUAGGUACCAGAGUACGAAAGAUUAGUUCACGUUAUUCCAGUAAUGUACUUGCGAAAUCCGCGGUUUAACGUGAACAAUUUG